Molecule: messenger RNA, 2187 nt
Organism: Plenodomus lingam JN3
Lineage: Eukaryota; Fungi; Ascomycota; Dothideomycetes; Pleosporales; Leptosphaeriaceae
Biological process (GO): cellular hyperosmotic response; protein phosphorylation; MAPK cascade
Molecular function (GO): MAP kinase kinase activity; ATP binding
Source: RefSeq, a predicted model, not a curated record
AUGACCUCUCCUCUCUCCACUCCAGACGCCGACUACGACGACGACUCUCCCUUUGGUAGCCCCUCUUCUCCCUCUCCCCUCGACCACUCGAGCCCUGCCGCCAAUGCCUCUUCCGUCCCCAAGCCCGCCGACCGCCCCCCAGCCCGCUCCGCCGUCACCACGAGCCCGACCACAGGCAUGACGCCAUCCUCGACACCGCUUGGCAACAUCAACGCUGCACGGCGCCCGCCCAACACCUCUACCAUUUCCAGCCGAGGCAGUGGACUCAAUGUAUCUCAGGAUAUUCUCGCGAGAAUACAAGCAGUCCACAUUGGUCGCAAAGGCGCACCACCCACGGGCCUGCCUGGGAGAGGUCCUGUGCCCCAAAGCCCAGGUCCCUCUGCAGACUCCCGUUCGCCCAUGUCGCCCGGUGGUCCCAUGGCAGGCAACCCCGGCGGAGUGCCCGUCAACUUUCGUGUGCCUCCCAAGCCAGCCAUGCCGUCCUUCCAGUCGGCCCCCGCCGUACCUGGCCGCACGCCCGCGGGUCCUCCUGGUUUAGCAGCACGACGCGCCGCUAUGAAGCUGCCUGGUGGAUUGCCCACUGCAGGAGGAGCACCGGGCAAUGGCCCUGCUCCUAGAAAGAAGCCAAAUUUUACACUCUCUCAAAUGAAUGCAGGCGCUGAUGACCAAGCCGCCCCGCCACGCAAACAAGAAAGCUUGAUGGACAAAUAUUCCGACAUCAUAGACAAGGAAACAGGUACUUUGAGAUUCAAGGGCAAGGCUAUACUCAACUCUGAUGGCGUCCAAUUCGAAGGCGGUACCACGUUCAACAUAUCACUGGACGAAGUCGACACGUUGGACGAGCUGGGCAAGGGCAACUAUGGCACAGUAUACAAAGUCAGGCACAGCAGGCCUCGGAUGCGGAGGCCAGGCCAAGGCUUAGCUGGCAACAAGGCUGCGCCAGGCUCUCCUUCUCAGAAGGGCUUCGACGACGAGGCCAGCCCCAUCAGCACCAAGCCUGUCGACGGAACGGGUAUCGUCAUGGCGAUGAAGGAAGUUCGACUCGAGCUAGACGAUUCGAAGUUUGCUGCUAUCAUCAUGGAAUUGGACGUUCUUCACCGUUGUGUUUCGCCAUACAUCGUCGAUUUCUAUGGUGCCUUCUUCCAGGAAGGUGCUGUGUACAUCUGCAUGGAGUUCAUGGAUGGAGGCUCUAUAGACAAGCUCUAUGGCGACGGUGUUCCAGAGGGCGUACUUCGCAAGAUUACCUUGGCCACGACACAGGGACUGAAGUCGCUCAAAGACGAACACAACAUUAUUCAUCGCGACGUGAAGCCCACCAAUAUUCUGAUGAACACCAAGGGGCAGAUCAAGAUAUGCGAUUUUGGUGUCAGUGGAAACCUAGUGGCCAGUAUAGCCAAGACGAAUAUUGGAUGCCAGAGCUACAUGGCUCCAGAGAGAAUAUCUUCUGGCGGGAUUGCUCAGGCAGGUGCCAACCCAGGAGGUGGCACAUACAGUGUACAAAGCGAUAUUUGGAGUUUGGGUCUCACCAUCAUCGAGUGUGCACUGGGUAGAUAUCCAUACCCACCUGACACCUACAACAACAUCUUCAGUCAGCUCAGUGCCAUUGUUGAUGGCGAGCCUCCAGAUCUGCCUGCCGAGGGGUACUCAGAAGCCGCACGCAAUUUCGUCCGUGGCUGUUUGAACAAGAUCCCGAACCUGCGGCCAACGUACGCCAUGCUCCUACAACACGCAUGGCUCGCACCUCUGGCCAAGCCCGAAACCAUCACAGAAGAGGAGGAAGACGAGGUCGAAGCUGCACAGGACGCAGUUGCGGGUGUCGCAGCUGGCGACACGGGGCUACCGGUACCAGUUGACGUGGUUUAUGAUGAGGAAGUUGCAAAUUGGGUCAAGGGCGCUAUUGAGAAGAAAAGACGGGGUCAGAUGAAGAAAGCGGAGAAACCCGCCCUGCACGCUGCACCCUUGGACGCCGUUCAGAGUCCAGCACCCGCUGGUAGCAGUAUCGAAAGAAUCAAGGGCAGGUCCCAUGUGUCAAAGGGGGCACUGGACUUUAUCAACCCUGAAUCGAACUUUGGGCUCCGCAUGGUCGCGCGACCGCCCGUUGAGGAGGAGGGUGUGGGGAGCGGGACGUUGCCCUGUCCCUGUAUACUACAGAUCUUGAGCGCAAAUGGCGAUUUCUCAGCGCACUGA